Molecule: messenger RNA, 1231 nt
Organism: Papilio polytes (common Mormon)
Lineage: Eukaryota; Metazoa; Arthropoda; Insecta; Lepidoptera; Papilionidae
Product: omega-amidase NIT2
Exons: 6
Coding region: 95-934 (279 amino acids)
Biological process (GO): L-glutamine metabolic process; oxaloacetate metabolic process
Cellular component (GO): mitochondrion
Molecular function (GO): omega-amidase activity
Source: RefSeq, a predicted model, not a curated record
AAUAAAUAUCAGCUGUCGUUUAAAAAACAGGUUAACUUCGUUAUUUUAUUAUUUAACUUUAAGACUGUAAAUUCUUUAAUUUACCCAACUGGUCAUGUUGAGAAAAGGUUUCAAAAUAGCAAUAGUCCAGUUGUCAGUUGGACCAGACAAGACAAAGAAUGUAGCAAAUGCUGUAAAAGAGAUCCACAAAGCAAAAGAGAAAGGAGCUCAAUUGAUAGCCUUGCCUGAGUGUUUCAAUUCUCCUUAUGGUACUCAGUUCUUCAAUGAGUAUGCAGAGGAAGUGCCAUCAGGGGCGACGUGCCAGGCGCUCUCGCAGGCGGCGGCGGAGGCCGGCGUGUGCGUGGUGGGCGGCACGCUGCCGGAGCGCUGCGGACCCAAGCUGUACAACACUUGCACUGUGUGGGACAGUGCGGGGAAACUGCUUGCUAAGCAUAGAAAGUUGCAUCUAUUCGACAUAGACAUUCCAAACAAGAUAACAUUCAAAGAGUCCGAGGUGCUGAGUGCGGGGAACCAGAUCACGACGUUCGAGUUCCAGGGCAUUAAGAUAGGGCUGGGCAUCUGCUACGACCUCAGGUUCCCGGAGAUGGCGCGCAUUAUGGCCGACCAAGGUUGUUCAUUGCUAGUGUACCCAGGGGCGUUCAACAUGACGACGGGGCCGCAGCACUGGGAGCUGCUGGGGCGCGCGCGAGCCACCGACCUGCAGCUGUGGGUGGCGCUGGCGAGCCCCGCGCGCGACACUGCCGCCGGAUACGUUGCUUGGGGACACUCCACGCUGAUAGACCCUUGGGGAAAACCCGUCGCCAAAUUGGACGAAAAACCGGGCACGCUGUUUGCUGAUAUAGAUCUAACUGCAGUUGAAGAAGUAAGAAGUCAAAUACCGAUAAGAUGUCAAAGACGAACGGACGUUUAUGAUACGAUACAGAUUUGCAAAUAAAUAUUUUUAUAAUCUGUGGAAACUGGAACUUGUAAUAUCACAAGGAUAUGAAACAAUAUUCAUUAUAACUAUAGAUUUAUUGUUAUAUUUUGUAAAGGUUUAUAAAAUUUUAUAUUUAUAAGUACAAAUUAAAUACGUGGUUUGUACCGUCAUGAUAGAACUAAUGGUCUUUGUGUACAUAAAAAGUGAUAAUAAAAUCUAUUUCAACACCUAUAAGCCAGGAUUUUAAUAUUCUCGGUUUAUUCUUCUUUCUCAAGAAGUCUGUAUAUUUAUUUUUAUUAAAUUUUUGAUUUAAAA